UUUGAAAGAUUUAGUCUAUAGAAAAAUGGAAGUCUAGUUUCCUGACUAUCCUUUCGAGCUCCUCGUGUCUAAGUGGAUCAAUUUGUUCUAAUAAUUUCAUUGGACAAACAUCCAGAGCUACUAACUUGGCCUGUUUUGAAUGAGACGUAUGCCUCGGUUACGAACCAGUGCAGGCGGUUCUAGAAGUAGGCCACAAAUGGGCACAAACUCAAGCAGACUGACACUCACACACUCCAGCUGCGUGAAUGCGGGUCCAAUGAGGGACUCGUACGGAACAUGGAUGAUGCUCGGCGCGCGUGCACUGAGCCAGGGGCCGGACUGACACUGGACCAGAACGGAGGCGAGGUGCUGAAAUAGAUUUAUUGGAGACCCGAUUCAAAUAAUUAAGUAGCAAUAAUACCACACUGUGCCGGCAGUGUGAAACGCGGUGGACUCGCCCCAUCUAGGGGUAACCCAGGCUAUUUGAGCAUUGUUCUUUGCAUCAGCCCUGUGUAUCAUACAUCAGUACACGCGGGAGAAAUUGAGGCAUCACCGAAGAAAAAAUUUUUCCGAUAUCUUCAGCGACAGCCGAGAUAGUAUCGAAGAAAGAGUGUUGAUUGGCAGCGAGACCGGAACCCACCAAAUGGCAUCGUCAUUUUUGGACUCUCCGUAUUUGGAAAGGUGUGGAGCCAUCUAAAUACAGUCGAACCCAUGUAAGACGGCCACGCAUUGUCAUGGGUAAAAGUGGCCGUAUACGACAGGUGGCCGUCUUAGGCAGGACUGAUCAAAAGGAGGAAAACAAACCAUUUACUUCUGAGGUCCCAACUGGAGAUGUAAGAGAAGUUUCUCAAAAUACUCAACUACUGAUUUAUUGUGAGUAUUGUGAAAGAGUUUAAACAAAGAGCAAGGAAUGAAGUGAGAGCUGAAAAGAAAUGAUGGCAAAACAAAUGAGUGACACAAAGAAGGAGUUUGUCCAGAAGUACAUGCUGGAUGAGUACUCCCGUGCCAUCCCUACAAAGGCACUUGCUGGAACUGGCAGAGGGGCUUCGUUAGGAGAGUAUUGUGAGCCCAUAGAUAGUAAAAAUCUCUACAAAAAGAAACCUGGAGAAGACGACAUCAAUUCUGACAGCGACAAUGGAUAUGCAGACCCUCAAGUCUUUGACUUUUAUUUGUUUCUGAUAGAUGCAGUAAAUGUAAAAAAGCCACUUAGUAGAAAUCCAAGCAAAGAGGAAGAAGGGGAUGUGUACGAGCUGGCUCAGCAAGCUGUCAGUGAUUACGACGUUCCACCACCUGUCACAAAGUCCCAGGGUAGGCAGAGAAGUUCGUCUCCCAGAAAGCCUUCGCCCAAGCCACGGGGUAGCCAGGUCAGAAGAGUGAGUCAAGACGUUACUCCCCCUUCACUUCAAAAUGACCAUGGGAAAAACGGCCCUCCAAAGAAUACUCGUAACAGUUCUCCCAAUGUUCUUCAGGGUCCAGAGGUUCCUGUCCAAUCAGAGUUUCAUGACCUUGAGAUUCAGCCGGAAAGACGAAGACCUGGGAAAAAGGUCGUUGAGAUAGAGUAUGAGGUUGCCUCCGCCAUACGUCCUGGCAAAGCAGAACUUUCAGCGUCAAGAGUGGCAGCUUCGCCAAAGACUAAAAAUCCUCUCAGCAAAUCAAAUUCCUCGGCAGAUUCAAGUGUUUCUGUCUCCUCGUCUCUCCAUCAUUCAGCUUCUGCUGGCUCAAGGCACCCUGGACACUCAUCUUCACCAGCACACCGCAAACCUCACCACCCAGGUCGGCCAGACAUGCAGUUCAGUAUGAGUCAGCCUGCUCCUCAACCUCCAAAGGGCGCCGCUGAAGGUGUGUAUGAAGAACCAUGGGACCUAAAGGUGAAAAGACUUAAACAGGAACAAGAGGAAAAAAUGUCGAAAAAAUUGUUGAAGCAAGCCGCUGUUGAGCAGAAGCUUGUGAACCAACCAGACACCUCUAUUCCUGUUUACGAGCAGGCAUGGGAUAGUGCAGCUCAGCAGAGAAAGCUGGAGGAGAGACUGAAUUUUGCAAGGAGUUUGUCCACAUCUUCACAGACCUCAGAAACAGACAUCUUCCAUGACGCACUGGAAGCUGUACCUGCUCAAAAGGGUGAACCAGGCACUGUACAGGGCCUACCCCCUACCACAGACUCUGCUGGAGUGUUGAAACCAUUGCCCAUGGACACUUACGAAGAUGCAUGGGACCUAAAGAACAGUGUUUUGGAUCAGCAAAUUAGGAAAAUGCAGAUACAUGCCUCUGCUACCUACGAAGAGCCAUGGGACAGAAGCAAGCAGCAGGAGCAGUUACAGGCCAAAUUUCAAAAGGUUACUCCCCAGAAUCAAAAACGGGCACCUCAGAGGUCGAGCUCAGAGGUUCAGGAACCAACCUCAGAGGGAGCUGACUCCAAAAGCUCAUUGGUCAGAGGGAAGUUCCACAGUGUUGAUGAAAAUAAAGUUAAGAGCAAGAGCAAAGGAUGUAACAUCGGGCAGAGGAUCAAUCCGAUGAUUCCUCUUGUGAAUCAAAACUGGUUCCAUGGAAACAUCAGUAGAGAUGAUGCGGAAAAGAUGCUGUGUGUUUGCAAGGAGGGGAGCUACAUUGUCCGAAUCAGUUCCGACAGGAAGUCAUACUCACUUUCCAUAAAGAGCUCCAAGCAAUACAUCCAUGUGCAGAUAGAGGAGCUCAACAUGUCGGACGGGACAGUGCGCUACAUCCUGGGCAAAAACAGCAAAGAGUUCCCGUCCAUCCCUGAGAUGAUUGACCACUACACCCACCACCGAGUCCCGCUGAAGGGUGCCGAGCACAUCACACUGCUCCACCCUGUAGAGUGCAAGUGGUCAUAGCCCCCACUCCCAGACCUACUCAGUUGCGGUGGGUAAAAGUAAAGUUGGCCUCCCCUUGCACCCAGGCCUGGGGUCACCUUGGGGUUGCAGCUCUGUCUGACAACAUCCGGAAACAGCAGGCUGUGAUCACGGUGAUUUGUGAAAGCAAAGGGAGGUUACACUGAACUUUUAUGCCCAGAUAUGUUUUCCUAGAGAGUGGUUGUGUGCUGUUGAAAGUCCAGAUAGCUCGAAAAAUGGAUUUUGAAAUGCUGCGAGUCAUGAUUGUUGAUAUUCUUAUGCAGUCACUCUGCUUUGUCGGUGUAGAACAAAAGGGAUGCAAACCUGGCUUUAAGAUGAAAAAAUACUUUUGAUAAAACCCAUCGAGAUGUGUCAAUAUUGGGCUCUAUGGUCAUGAAAAAAGCCACUGCAUACUCUGUACUUUCAUUCUUUGUGGCUGGUGUAUAAAAGCUAGCCUGCUUUCGGCCCAGUUGGUGACCUUUGCACUAUGGUGCUGAGGACACUGAUUGAAAUUUUCCGCCAGUCAUUGCUUAACUCUAGUUGUCUAGAGAGUUUUAAGCCUCUCCAUACAGAUGACUUGUUCAUAUCAGAGUAAGUUGGACCCAUUAACUUAAAUUAUGAUAUCUUUGACCAGGCACAGUCACAACUGCUGCUCUUUGCACCUUACUGUAACUCACUUUGCUGGUGCCUGCCAUGGGAGAGAAAAUGAAGGGGAAAAGCGCCAGUCUCGCUUAAUCGAGUACAUGCGCAACUUUCCCUCCUUGCCCUUCUUUUGGUCGCAAAAUGAGUCUAAAGGUGCUCUCCAUAAUGAACUGGAAUCGGUUCAAGAGUGCACAGUCUUGGGUAUUUUUAUAAUACAAGUCUAUGGUUGAACCUUAAAUUCAGUGGUCCUGUCUGUCUUAAAGUGGGCAUUUCUGCAAUGUGGCCACCUCUCACAAUGUUAAAAGGGGUGUUAAACCAAUACCAUACAGCAACAAAGCUCUAUUCACACAUGACUGUUGUCUGAUUUUAAAUUUUGGACUAUUACCACUUUCAAAUGAGCCAUUACAGAGUCAUUUAUUUUGAUGUGCUUACUCAAUACAUUAAGUUUAUACUCUCAUCAAAGUUUUCUGGCUUUUGAGUGGAAGUGAAGAAUGUUUCUGAUGUCAACGAGUGCCAUGAUGUUUUUGCUGAGUGCUGGCUGGUGAUGUGUGACUUAUUUUUGUUCUUUUUGCGAGAAAUUAGUGUUCAUGUAUCAACUGACUGCUGACUUCUGCACGCACCCACAGACAGAAAUGCAGUACAAGAAAACCAAGAUUCAAUGUGUUUUAUCGAGUCCAUAAAAUACCUUUUCCUAUAUUGGGGUUUGCUGUGUGAUAGUCAAAGGGAAUGCCUUAUCGGUACCAUUUUGAUUUAUCCCAGUAUACCCUGGGGGGUUUUUAUGUUGCGUUAGAACAGUUUUGGCAGUUUGGCCUCUUUGCAAGUUGUGAAGUGAAUGUCUUUUUGGUAAAUCAUUGUUACAGAUGGAGUCGUGACAUAAAUUCUGUUACUGUUACUCUUUUUGACAUUGAUAUUAUCAGAAGAGUCCAAUUAGUAAAAUUGCCAAAGGGCUUAUUUUAAAUUACAAUGUUUUGUCAUUCAUGUUUCACUGCAUUGCUGUGCGAAGCUUUUCAUUUGUGCUAAAUGCUGUUUGAAAAGAUAUUUUAUCUUCCUGUUAGUCUUCCUAUUUGUAGAGCAGAUCUCGUGAUGAUGAUAAGAGCAUGUACCAUUUAGGAGUGCAUUGUACAGAAAAAAUAGUAUUUUUGUGUUUUAUGUCUUUUCAAACUUAAUAGAAUUUUUUGUAGAAUUGUGCUGUGAAUAUGCUUGUACAAAUUGGAUUUAUAUUGUAAAGCACCAAAUGUGGUCAUAACAGUUUUGAAAUAUAUGCAUUACUAGCAGUGUGAUCAUACAGACUGAUGAAAAGGAAUACAUAUUUCAGGGAUAAAUCUCAGAAAAUUACACAUAAAAUUGACAUAACCAACAGCUCAUACCAAGCUUGGAAUAUUAGACAUUUUUGGAGAGUUUGGCUAUGGUGUCAUGAUCAUAAGUUUGUUUUGGUUAAGAGAUACAAGAAGGUGACCUUUUAAUCUCUAUUGAAAUGUAAUCACUUCAUGAUUGAAGGUUCUCAAAGAUAUUCUUUAUCCGUAUUGUGAUCUUUGGAGGAGUACUUUAUCUCCACUUCUAGUCUGUACUGUAGCCUUUUAAUGGCAAAUGGAUGAAAAAAAUAAGUCCUGCAAGACGUUGCUUUGUUACUGUUGAGACUCGUUUUUGCUCAGUAUUUUAACAUGUUCACAACAAAGGAAUUGUAAAAAUGUGUGCAGGUUUAUUGUGACCACUUUGCUGUAAGGUAUUUGUCUGAAAGGUGCUUCUUUUUAGUUGUGACGUAUUGAUGUUUUGUAAUGAAUGCUUUGUGUGGCUUCCUUUUUACACUGAAAAACCUUGUCUGCUCGACAGUUAUGUGAUUUCAACUUUUAUUUAUCUUUUUUUUCUCAUUGUUUGUUCUGUGUUUCACGAAAAGGUAUGUGGCCGUUCUCUUACAAUUCCCUUUUUUUUUUCUUUUUUCCCCCUCUGCUGCUCUUUACAGUGGACUUUGCUUAACUCUUUGAAUCCAGCUCACCACUGUUUUUGAUUCCAUGUUUCACCAGUUCGCCACUUAAGUGAUAUUUUGGAGAUACUGAUUUCGUCAACCCCCAAGAUGUACACCUGAUACUGAUCCUGUGGUACAUUUACUACCUAUUUUCACUCGCAUUGUGAUCCUUUGUCCAAUUACAUAUAGCUUGAGUGCUCAUACAAACAAAUCCAUCAAGAUUUGACUCUGAAUUAUAGCCGUUUUGUGGUGACGUCCAUUGCCACUGGGCAUGGGAAAUUGUGGAAUCCCUUAUCAUACGAAAAGAGUUACGAUGUUCAGGGGAUACCAAAAUUUUCAUUUUUAACACAGUUCACUGUAUAAUAUUGUCAUAUCAAAUUCGUCAACAUUGAAUUCCUCUUGCAGUUUCCCGUUUCAGUGUUCCUGAUUGCUUUUUGCCUUAUUAAUGUUCUGCAUGAUCUGUGUCAAGUCCACGCCUUAUUGGAAGAAAGCUUUAAUUAUCAUAUGACACAGUACAUGUGCAUGUAGGCCUGCAAUAGACCCAUUACAGAUGACGUCAGAAUGUCCAGUUUGCAGUCUGUCCGAAAGAAAUGUUCACUUCUCCUGUGCUUCAGUUGUUUCUGGCAGUGGCGUUACUUGGACUUUUGGAGUGAAAACCCAUUUGAAUGAAAUGCACCUCCAGCAAGAACACUUGUUGUGCGUUACAACAGGCCAGUGUAAUUCUGACCUGACAACAGCUGGUACAGACUAGUUUGUUACUGUGCAAAGAUGAUGGCACUCCCUCCAAAAAGUACAAAACAACCCCACAAAAAAAA
Molecule: messenger RNA, 6245 nt
Organism: Aplysia californica (California sea hare)
Lineage: Eukaryota; Metazoa; Mollusca; Gastropoda; Aplysiida; Aplysiidae
Exons: 9
Coding region: 912-2828 (638 amino acids)
Molecular function (GO): phosphotyrosine residue binding
Source: RefSeq, a predicted model, not a curated record